Molecule: messenger RNA, 1695 nt
Organism: Myxocyprinus asiaticus (Chinese sucker)
Lineage: Eukaryota; Metazoa; Chordata; Actinopteri; Cypriniformes; Catostomidae
Product: suppressor of IKBKE 1-like
Exons: 6
Coding region: 395-1027 (210 amino acids)
Source: RefSeq, a predicted model, not a curated record
UAUUAGUAGAAGAUAAUUUGCAGAGUAUAUUAGUAGUAAUUACUUUUGCAUAUUUAGAUAUUGACAUUUAAUUACCAGUAUGACACAAACACACACGGCACAUACAAAAGUAAUUAAUAGUAUCAUAACGGUAUUAGGUAAAUAAAUAUAUAAUUAAUAAUAUAUGCAGUUUGUGAGCGUUAUUAACAGGCUUUUAUUCUGAAAAGAAUGACUUUUAUUUUGAAAUGGAUUUCCUGUACGUGUAUGGAAGCGUUGACGUGUUCACGUCGAUUAGUUCAGGAAGUUCUCUGGAAAUUGACAGAUAAUCGGUUUAUACGGUUUAGUAAUAUGUCAUUUAGUAAUAAUGUAAUAUUUCUCAACAUUGUGCGAACUGCGAAGCUUUUUAAGCCCGGAGAUGUCGUGCACGCUGGAGAAGGUGCUGGGCGACGCGCGGACGCUGCUGGAGCGGCUGAAGGAGCACGACACGGCCGCAGAGACUCUCAUCGAGCAGUCGAGCUCUCUCAGCCACAAGAUCCACAGCAUGCAGGAGGUCGCCAACACUCUCCCUGACAAGUAUAUGGAGGAAAACACAGAGUAUCAGGAGCUGUCCAGAUACAAACCUCACGUCCUGCUGAGCCAAGAGAACACUCAAAUUAAAGAACUCCAGCAAGAGAACAGAGAACUUUGGCUCUCUCUAGAGGAGCAUCAGUAUGCUUUAGAGUUGAUCAUGGGCAGAUACCGGAAGCAGAUGCUUCAGCUGAUGAUGGAAAAGAAUGAGCUGGAUACUAAACCGGUGUUCAGCCUUCACCAGGAUCAUGCUAAGGAGGUUCAAAGCCAGUUGGAACGGAUCUGUGAAAUGGGCCAAGUUAUGCGUCGAGCUGUACAGAUGGAUGACCAACAUUACUGCUCUGUCAAAGAGAGACUGGCACAGCUAGAGAUUGAAAACAAGGAGCUCAGGGAUCUUCUGUCCAUCAGUAGCGGCUUUGUAAGACCACAGAGAGACAAGACCACCCCAUUAGAGAUAGCGCCCAAGACCUUGAAGAAAUAGAGACCUGUGUUCCUUUUUUUAGAAAGCUAAUGUUGAGUGCAGUUUGUAUAUUUGUAUGUCAGGUGACCUGGUGUCAUCAUCUGUAUUUGGGUUCCCUAGUGCUUUUUUUUUUUUUUUUUUAACCUGUCUUGGUAGUUGUUUAGCGUCCUGCUGCUCAAAAAUGCACUUUGGAAUGUUUGUUAUUGAUAUUAAAAGUUUUUGCUCAGGAAAGACGUAUCACCUCCUCUUAAAUUUUUAACAAUAGACAUUCAGUGCAUUAUAAAUAAAUUCUGCCUCCAUUUCUAGUCACAUUUACAUUUGUAGCCUUGCCUUGAGCAGGUUUGUAGUUCUUGUUAGGUAGUACAAUUAAAUUGACAGCUGUCUAAUGUGUUUCAAGUACAUUCUGUACAUGUAAAAACAUAUUAUUACCAGAUCUAACUAACCUCAGAACAAGACAGUAUAGUAGUAUUGGUUUACCAGUAAUGCAUCUUUCAAAUAUUUGAUGUGAAAAUCUUGUUCAUCAUGUAACAUGGAUGUAUGAGAGUUCUCUUAAGAUUGCAUCUCAAUGUUUGCCAGUCUUUUUUUAUUGUAAACUGUUGAAUUUGUAUCUCAGGAAAGCAAUCACAUGUACCGCAGUUGUUAUUUUGUAUCAGAAAAUAUGUACUGUAAAAUAAAAUAGAAAUAUUCAA